Molecule: messenger RNA, 3539 nt
Organism: Pelobates fuscus (common spadefoot toad)
Lineage: Eukaryota; Metazoa; Chordata; Amphibia; Anura; Pelobatidae
Gene: SPHK2
Product: sphingosine kinase 2
Exons: 6
Coding region: 571-2349 (592 amino acids)
Biological process (GO): positive regulation of apoptotic process; sphingosine biosynthetic process; phosphorylation
Cellular component (GO): cytoplasm; intracellular membrane-bounded organelle; membrane
Source: RefSeq, a predicted model, not a curated record
AUACGAUUUUGCUGAAUGAGUAUCAAGUGCUUCUCAGAUCCUGUGAUUUAUUCGGUGAUUUCCUAUUCCAUAGUCUUCCUCUGACAUCUGUCUGCGUAUAAAAGAAUCUUUCUAGGUAUCAAUGAAAAGACUGGCAUUUUACAGAAGGUUCAAAUCAGAACAGAGGGUCAAGCCUGGAUGAUUUCAGAAUGGGAUUUAUUUCCUCUGCAAAGAAUGUUGACAUCCUAGAAAAAUAAUUGAAUGCACAUUUUCAUCUCUUAAAGCCACUUUAAGUUAAAUUUUUUGAAGGUUAAAUACUAGAAUUUUAUUUUUUUGUCACCUGUGUUCCAGAAAACAAGGCAUAGUAAAACUGCAAUAAUGCUGCAAGUUUUUGUGCAUUGUCAUUGACUGAUGCAUUCUGUUUCCAAUGCCAUUUUCUUCAAAAUAUGCAGACAUCUUCAUUUAAACACUGCAGCUUUGAUUUGGAUUGCUCAUUGAUAUAUGCCUUUAUGCAUACAGCCACAAUUGUGCCCUUGCAUGCUAUUGAUUAUUUGAUAGCAAUACUAGUGAAAUAUAUACCACUGGCCUAAAAUGUAUCUGGGAUAUUGGCAGUCAUCUGAGACCCUACUCCAUGGAGAAUUUGGAGUGUAUCCGUCCAAAGGAAUUCGUUAUGCACUAAGUCUGACUCAAACAGGGCUCCACAUCCAAAGGCUGGUUCCCAAGCCUGAAGAUGACCACCGGACAGUUGUGCCGAUUCUUGAUAUGGUGGGUUGUCACACUUUACGCCGGGGCUCCUCAGAGACCUUUGCCUAUUUUUCUAUCUACACCUAUCCACUUAAGAAGAAGAAAGUCACAAUGGGAUCUAGUCGUACACGCCAGCGGACUGUACGCACAUUUAGGGUGGAUGAAGCAUCUGAUUAUAGCAAGAAUCAAGCUGCUGCUGAAAAGUGGGCAGUUGCAAUUAAGUGUCUUAUUCAAGGCAUUCCCAUUAGCAGUGAAACUGAUUUUAUUCCUGAUCUUCUGCCCAGAACAAGGCGAUUAUUAUUGUUGCUGAAUCCCUGUGGAGGACGGGGCAAUUCCCUUCAACAGUGCCAUUCACACAUUCUACCCAUGAUCACAGAGGCCGACAUCAGCUAUAACCUUAUACAGACAGAACGGCAGAACCAUGCUCGAGAGCUAGUGCAGGCAAUCAGUUUGGAAGAAUGGGAUGGUGUAGUAGUCAUCUCGGGAGAUGGUCUUCUUUAUGAGGUUAUUAAUGGUUUGAUGGAGCGCUCUGAUUGGGAAGAUGCAAUAAAAAUGCCAAUUGGAAUUCUUCCUUGUGGCUCAGGAAAUGCCUUGGCUGGAGCGAUCAACUACAAUGCAGGGUUUGAACAGGCAAUGGGGUCUGAGCUGCUACUUAACUGUAUCUUACUGCUUUGCCGUGGUACAGUUAUGCCUAUGGACCUUGUGUCAGUAACAACCUGCUCUGGAAUCCGUUCUUUCUCUUUCCUAAGUGUUGCUUGGGGUUUCAUUUCUGAUGUGGACAUAGAAAGUGAGAAGUACAGACACAUGGGCUCUGCUCGUUUUACAGUAGGGACUAUGGUAAGGGUGGCUUCACUGCGAACCUAUAAAGGCCGUCUCUCUUAUUUACCUGUGCUAGAUGCACACCGUCCGAUUUGUAGAAGUAUCACCUUGGCUCCUAAUGGAAGUCUUGUUCCGUUCCAGCGCUCUCAGUUGCACCGUACUGUUUCAGAUAUGGGCCUCUGUGAAGAACGCAAUGUUAUGUAUAAGCGCAGCUCUGCUUCUCUUGACACCAACGAGUUACCCAGUUUUGAAACACCUUCUCCAGGCUCUCCAACAGCCUUGAAUUCUUCUAGCUUUCCAUUUGACUCUGUGUCUGACUCUUCACAACAAGAUAGCACACUGCACAGGGAGAUGGAACGUACAAUCCACCAUCAAGUAAAUGGACCCAAGGAUGACCUUGUUCCUGCAUUGGAGCAACCAAUACCGAAGACCUGGGUAACAGUGGAAGAGGAUUUUGUAUUGGUACUGGCAAUUUAUCAGAGUCAUUUGGGAGCAGACUUAUUUACAGCACCGUUUUCCUCCUUUAAUGAUGGUUUAAUACACCUUUUCUAUGUGAAAGCGGGUAUAUCUCGGGCAGCCCUUGUGCGCCUUUUCCUAGCCAUGGAAAAAGGUAACCACAUAGAGAUGGAGUGUCCAUACCUUGUUCAUGUCCCUGUUCGAGCUUUCCGUUUAGAGCCUCUAACACGAAAGGGGAUAAUUACUGUAGAUGGAGAACGGGUAGAAUAUGGCCCUGUUCAAGCUCAGGUUCACAAUGGACUAAGCAAUCUCAUUACUGGCUCUAGUAGGGUUCGCAUGGCAUCAGUCUAGGAAUUAAUCUUUAACCCUGCUAUAUUGUGCAAUACUGUAGUAAUUUUGUUAUUCUUGAUGCUUGAAUGCAUCUUUUUUUUUUUUUCAGUACAACACUGGGCCAGAAAACAUUGAUAUUAUAAGCAUGUGCCUAAACCUAAUGCUAUUUGCCUACUGGAUAUAUUUUUUCUCUCGUGUUAGUCCUUAAUUAUAUGCAAGAUUUAGAAAAAAAUAUGGUUUGUUUUUUUAGAAACGUUGCUUACUCUUGGACCACAAUUGUUCAUAAUAAUUUACUUCACUUAACUCUAGUGAAGACAAUUACACUUACUGCUAACAUGAGCCAUUUUUUUUAAGUGUAUGUAAAGUCUAAACUUUAAAGACAGGAAGUUGUUUUUCCGUUAGAAGUUUCUUUGGUUUUACAUAGUUGGUUGUCUGUCCUGUGUCUCCAUCCAUGUUGAAUACUGAAUUAUCGCCACAUUUUUUGGCAACGUUAUGUUCUUUUAUUUCUGCAAAACUAUAUUUUCAUCAAGAUGUGCUUGCAGGCAAUUGCAUCUCCUAUGGAGGUGAAAUGAACAUGUGAAUGAAACAUGUUUCUUGUCAACACCCUCUUUUGUUUAAAUAACCUCAACAAGUGCUUAUUACAAAAUAAUUGUUUGUUCUCACUACCAGGAUAUUUAGCUACCACUGCAUUAUAAAAACUCUUGAAUACUCCUCUGGUAAGGAACAUGUUUUAGUUACUGUAUGUUUCAUACCCAAAGACAGACUUGUAUUUUUAUAUUAAGUAGAAUAUAUUAACCCACUUAAUUCUAACUAUACUGUGGGUAAAUGACCCAAUGUUAUAAAAACAAAUACAAUUAAAACAAAUACUGCAGUUAGUAGUAAUGCAAAAAUACUAUUUCUUUCAUGCUGAAAAUGUUAUUUCUUUCUUUCUAAAUCUGUUUUUGAUGGCAAUAAUGCAAUUAACACAUUAAGUAGAAGCAAUCUCAGGAUGCAUUAAAUUAUUAUUUUAUCUAUUAAAUGGUAAUCUAUUUAUUGCAUAAAGGCAUUCUCUUGUUUGCAAAUCUGUCAGAUUACAGCUAAAACUAGUUUUGUUGUGCACUUGCUAUUUUUUUUGUACUUCAUUCAACCCUUAACUGGUAAUAAUUUGAACAUAGAUCUUCCCCCCCCCCCCAAUAAAGGGAAUGCAUCUUAGACCGCUAAUAAUAACUGAC